AUGGAGCCGUACGCGGCGGCGAAGGGCGGCGGGGCCGAAGCCGGCACCGGCCUGGAAGAAUCGAUGCGGAGGCUGGGGCUCGGCGAGGACGGGGAAGCGGGGGAGGAGAAGCUUCCCGAGCGGCCGGGCGAGGCGGACUGCGCCUACUACCUCCGAACAGGCGCCUGCGGCUACGGGGAGCGCUGCCGCUACAACCACCCUCGCGAUCGGCCGGCCCCGGUUAAUGGAGUUGGAAAGACCGCAGGUAUGGUGGAGUACCCAGAGCGUCCUGGACAGCCACUCUGUGAGUACUAUGCAAAGAAUGGCACCUGUAAAUUUGGUUCAAAUUGCAAGUUUGAUCAUCCCAGGGAAGGUGGUUUUGUACCUGUCACAUUAAACAGCAGUGGAUUCCCUCUACGUCUGGGUGAAAAGGAAUGUUCCUAUUACAUGAAAACUGGACAUUGCAAGUUUGGACCUACAUGUAAAUUCCAUCACCCAGAACUUGGUUUUCUUACGGAGACGCCUGGCAUGUACCCACUAGUUCAGCCAUCACCUAUUUCCUCCUCACAUCCAUUUCCACAUCUUGCCAAUUGGCAAAUGGGGAGGCCUCCUGUUGUGCCAGGGUCAUUUUUACCAGGCUCGUAUCCACCAAUGAUGCUUCCACCUACAGUUAUGCCAAUGCAGGGAUGGAACCCUUAUGUUACACCUAUGAACCAAGUUACACCAGCUGGGGGACAGCAAGCUGUUCCAGCAGGGGCAUCUUAUGGCUUGUCGCACCAGGGGCCUACCUCUGCCGUGACUUAUGGCAGUCACUAUGCGCAAUUGUAUUCUUCAUCUGGGACAUCAAGCAGCAACAUACAAGAAUAUGCCUUUCCAGAGCGGCCUGGGCAGCCUGAAUGCGAACAUUACAUGAAGACCGGAACCUGUAAAUAUGGAGCAACCUGCAAAUAUCAUCAUCCUCAAUACUUCAGUGCACCAAAGUCUAACUGCAUACUGAGCCCUCUGGGUCUUCCCCUGCGUCCUGGUUCGCAGCCAUGUGCCUACUAUGCACACCAUGGGUUUUGCAAGUUUGGGCCGACAUGCAAGUUUGAUCACCCGAUGGGUACUCCAAACUAUAGCAUUUCAGCGUCAUCACUUACUGAUGUGCCAGUCGCUCCAUAUCCUCACAGUUUCCCUGUUACUCCUAUGCCUCCAUAUCUGCCAUCCUCUGAUCUGCGUCCACAAUACACUCUAGUCAAGGAUUCCUCUGCUAAUCCACCACCAGCGCCUGGAACUACAUAUGGACCUGUCGGGUCUAUAUCAAAGGUUUAUGCUCCCCACACGCUUAUCCGAUCCCCGGCUUCUGCAGCUGCUGGCAUGCAAGCAUCGUAA
Miscanthus lutarioriparius is the source of this 1350-nucleotide messenger RNA. The record is from the annotation of a GenBank genome assembly. Lineage: Eukaryota; Viridiplantae; Streptophyta; Magnoliopsida; Poales; Poaceae.